AUGGUAAUGGAGCGGAAUCGCGAUCCGUCGGGCGCAAUGGGCGAUGCCCAGAGGAGUAUCUCUGUCAAUGUAAAGCAACGCACUCCAGAUCCCACACUGAACAAUACGAGCAGUGGAUUGCCGAGGAGUGAGAUAACGCUCGAACUUCGUCCGUCCUAUCCAUUGACCACCGCCCAUUACGGCGAAUGUGUAUACCUCUCAGAGUACCAGAAACGUCGUCCUGGCAAAGCCGACGAAGCUUCUCCCAGUUCUUCCCAUUUCGAGCCUUUCCAAAGUUACUGUACGUCAUCGUCUACGCCCCGUCAAGACCCUAUUCCGCCCUCACUCUCCCACGAUUUCGUCACCAAAGAAGACUAUGAGCGUUUGGUCGAGGAAAACGCAAGGCUGAAACUCGAACUGGAGAUGGCGAAGGAGACCGCCGAGAAGGCUGCGAAGGCAUGUCGUGACCUCGCCGCGUGGACUAUCUGGGAACGGGAUAGAUUAAUGUGCGAGCUAGAGAAGGCCAAAGAGGUGCAUCGCGCUUUCGUCGAUAACGAAGUCAACGAGCUCAUGGCAGAGGAAUCAGGCUAUUUACCUUUUUACGAUAUGGCAAAUUUCAUCCCGACACCGAAGUGGCUUGGAAUGCUACGUGCGACUCGCGCUGCUAUGGCAAGGGAGCCGACCGGGCCGCAACAAACAGGAGCCGAGAGCAAGGCAAACGACGAGGAGAUAGAACAUGACCCUACCGACUACGCAAGCGACAGUUCUGAAGACAGAUCUAGCAGCAAUGCCGAGCCUGAGAUGCGUGCGGGCGAUGAUGAAAAAGGCGGCACCACGGGACAUGCACUGCCUAGGGAGCGUCACAGCCCCGUGAGAGCAAAUGAUGGCAUCAAAGUCGUCUGGAAACACGUCGCCGAUAAGGCCACUUUCCUGGCCACACAAGCCAAAGAUGCUGUGACCGAAGCCGUCAAGAAGGUCAAGGAACUUGGCUUUAUCGGUACGGUAAAGGCAAUCGGCGAAUGGAUCAAGCUACACCCAUGGGAGACCGCGCUGAUAGUGGUGCCUCUCGUCGCGCUCAUCGCCACAGCUAUAGCGCUCUCGGCUUCGGGAUUUGGACCAGCUGGAAUUGUCGCUGGCAGUACAGCAACGAUUAUUCAGGCGGGUAUCGGCAACGUCGUCGCCGGUUCGAUCUUUGCGACUUGCACCAGCGCUAUGAUGGGCGGAUCUGGAGCUCUGAUAGUGUUCGGAGGAGUAUGGCUUGGAUCAACAGUCUUUGUGGCUAGUCUUGCGGUAGCCUGGAAAAGGUGGAGAGAUAGAUCACAGCGUGCGAUGGUACUUUCGAGGAGCGACUCACCCAAGACAGCCGCGGAAGAAGCCAAGCAAGCUGCUUCUGACGCCGUGUUCUGGACGAUACGGGCAGCAACUGCGGCGGCGCGGCAAGCCUCACCUCAUUCCACAUCCGAUAAGUCGAAAAUGCCAGCAGAUCGAACGCGAACCACAAACUCCCAAGGCCGGCAAAAGUCUUGCUCAGAGUGCGCUAAAUCGAAACGCAAGUGCGGUUUAGAACAGCCUCAUUGUGCACGAUGUACUAGACAGCACUUAUCCUGCAUCUAUCCAUCAAGACCUGGUGCGCAGGCCGCAAUUUCGCAAACUAACUCAGCCGAAGUGUCUACUGAUAUGGGAUAUCCACAAACACCGGCAGAUAUUACAGAUCUAGUCAACGAUGAUGUUGAAUUCGACUUCGACCUGCCUGCUAUGUCAACAAACCCCACGGCGGAUAUCCUGGAUUUUGACUUCUGCGCUGGCGCAAACUCGUUAGACGCGCUUUCGGAAAUGCUGGCCUCCCAGUCCCACCAGUUGAACCACACAGCCUUGCAAGACGUCUCUGGGCCAGUCAGAAAGCCCUUCACAUCAGCGCAUCUUUCACCCUACGCAAAGUCGAGAGUGGAGUACUCAUUCGAACACAUCAAACUCGCGCCGAAGAUGAUGGUAGAGCAAGCCUGUACACCAUGGUCGCACCCGAUGCUUUACGAAGAGUACAUGCCAAGAUCACUACAAGAUGCGCAUGCUGCAUGUGCCCUCUACAUCACUAUGAAUGCCGUCAACUCUGAGCAUGUUGCACGGUACAUUACUAGCCGCGCCCAAGAGCUUGUUACCAGUGCCAUGCCAAUUACGCCAUUUGAGAUUCUUGCUCAUACACAAGCGCUUAUGUUAUAUCAGGCCAUGCUUCUCUCUAGUGGUGGGAUACGGCUCUGGGCACUAGCUGAUACCUUACUGCCUUACCUCGAGGACAUGGGCGCCGCUCUACUACCUAUUGCAGCUGAGCAGGAUGAAAUACCGGAGACCAUUCCACUAUAUCCCAGCACAGUUGCUCGAACAGCCUGGAAAUCGUAUGUUUUCCGCGAAUCGGCCCGACGGACUGUCCUGUGUGCCUACCAUAUAGCAAUUAUGUGGACUCUGUUCAGCGGUCAAUUGAAGACUUGCUCCCGCGAUCACUCUCUUAGGAAUUUCGUCACACUUUCGGCACACUUGUGGAGAGCGACCAACCCCUUCGAUUUUGCCAUGGCUUGGAACGACAAAAAUCACUUUCUUGUCAAAGAGCUAGACUUCACAGAAGUCUUGAGGGUUGCGCAGCCGGAUGACUUGGAUGUGUUUGCUAAUAUGAUGCUCGUUGGGCUGCAGGGCAUUGACGAUGUGCGAGGCUGGUAUCAUACACGUGGUGGCGCCUUGCUGUAG
Alternaria burnsii is the source of this 2715-nucleotide messenger RNA. RefSeq lists its product as uncharacterized. Gene Ontology annotation, cellular component: membrane. Gene Ontology annotation, molecular function: DNA-binding transcription factor activity, RNA polymerase II-specific; zinc ion binding. Gene Ontology annotation, biological process: regulation of DNA-templated transcription. The record is from RefSeq and is a predicted model, not a curated record. Bases 1 to 2715 code for a protein of 904 amino acids. The transcript is spliced from 5 exons. Lineage: Eukaryota; Fungi; Ascomycota; Dothideomycetes; Pleosporales; Pleosporaceae.